Molecule: messenger RNA, 709 nt
Organism: Talpa occidentalis (Iberian mole)
Lineage: Eukaryota; Metazoa; Chordata; Mammalia; Eulipotyphla; Talpidae
Gene: ACOT13
Product: acyl-CoA thioesterase 13
Exons: 3
Coding region: 188-610 (140 amino acids)
Molecular function (GO): fatty acyl-CoA hydrolase activity
Source: RefSeq, a predicted model, not a curated record
ACUUUUGUGCGCGAGUCGCUGGGGAUGGUGGCGCGAGUGCGCUCGACACGGACCGCGAAUGCUGGGGCGGGGGGGCCUGAGAGCUUUAAGUACUCCCCGCCCUGUGUGUCCUUGCUCUUUUGCAAGCUGCAGGGCUGCUGCUACGUUCAUUCUUGUGGAGGGUCCAGACGCCGGAGAGUGAUCCACCAUGGGCUCCCUGACGCAGAAAUUGAUGGAGGUGUUGAAGGCCAUGAAGCACGUCCAAGGGUUUGAUAGAAUUUUGGAAAAGAUGACUCUCGUCUCUGCUGAUCCUGGGAAAGUGAUUUGUGAAUUGAAAGUAGAAGAGGAGCAUACCAAUAAAUUAGGCACGCUCCAUGGAGGCCUGACAGCCACCUUGGUGGAUGACGUAUCAACAAUGGCUCUGCUAUGCACAGAAAGGGGAGCACCUGGAAUCAGUGUGGAUAUGAACAUAACGUACAUGGCACCUGCUAAAAUAGGAGAAGUUGUUGUGAUCACAGCACAUGUUCUGAAGCAAGGAAGAACCCUUGCAUUUGCCUCUGUGGAUCUGACCAACAAGACCACAGGAAAAUUAGUAGCACAAGGCAGACACACAAAACACCUUGGAAACUGAGAGAACAGCAGCAUGACCAAAAGAAACCCAACAAUGAGUAGCAGGUGUAAAUUUGAUGUGAACAAAUGUAGUUUUCAAAAUAAAUUAGCACAACCAGAA